Molecule: messenger RNA, 2014 nt
Organism: Chrysochloris asiatica (Cape golden mole)
Lineage: Eukaryota; Metazoa; Chordata; Mammalia; Afrosoricida; Chrysochloridae
Gene: CSGALNACT1
Product: chondroitin sulfate N-acetylgalactosaminyltransferase 1
Exons: 8
Coding region: 290-1888 (532 amino acids)
Cellular component (GO): Golgi cisterna membrane
Molecular function (GO): glucuronosyl-N-acetylgalactosaminyl-proteoglycan 4-beta-N-acetylgalactosaminyltransferase activity
Source: RefSeq, a predicted model, not a curated record
UUGAACCUCCAGGUCUCCUCUUGUUUGCUGAACAUCGGGAAGACUGUGAUGGGAAUUAAUGUGACAACUCAUUGCCUCAACCUGGAAAACCGUCCUUUAGAAAGAGGAAAACUGCUCAGUGGUGUGGCUGUUGGCUCCAAGGCACAGGGCACGCUGUAAAAGCAAAUGGAUGGAAGGAGCUCAGGGCCCCCCAAACGCAUGUCUGCUGUUGUCUAGUUCUGGGAAGCCCUUGCGUGGGGCCCUGGCAUUCUGGGAUGUCACCAGGUCUGGACGCAUGGUUGAUUCCUGAAUGAUGAUGGUUCGUCGUGGGUUGCUGGCCUGGAUUUCUCGGGUGGUGAUUUUGCUUGUGCUCCUCUGCUGUGCCAUCUCUGUCCUCUACAUGUUGGCCUGUACCCCGAAAGGCGACGAGGAGAAGCUGGGGCUGCCCCGGGCCAAUGGCCCAACUGGGAAAGAGGGGUACCAGGCAGUCCUACAGGAGUGGGAGGAGCAGCACCGGAACUAUAUCAACAGCCUGAAGAAGCAGAUCGCACAGCUCAAGGAUGAGCUGCAGGAGCGAAGUGAGCAGCUCAAGAGUGUGCAGUACCACGCCAGUGACGCCACGGGCCUGGGGCUGGACCGGGGUGCCCCGGAGAAAACCCAGGCAGACCUCCAGGCCUUCCUACAUGCACAGGUGGACAAGGCUGAGGUGCACACUGGUGUCAAGUUGGCCACUGAGUAUGCAGCAGUGCCUUUCGAUAGCUUCACCCUGCAGAAAGUGUACCAGCUGGAGACGGGUCUGACCCGCCACCCCGAGGAGAAACCCGUGAGGAAAGACAAGCGUGAUGAGUUGGUAGAAGCGAUUGAAUCCGCCUUGGAGACUCUGAACAACCCUGCAGAGAGCAGCCCAAUUCAGCGUCCUUACACGGCCUCGGACUUCAUAGAAGGGAUCUACCGAACAGAAAGAGAUAAAGGCACUUUGUAUGAACUUACAUUCAAAGGGGACCAAAAUCAUGAAUUCAAACGACUUGUCUUGUUUCGACCAUUUGGCCCUAUCAUGAAAGUAAAAAAAGAAAAACUCAACAUGGCCAACACGCUUAUCAACAUUAUCGUGCCAUUGGCAAAAAGAAUGGACAAGUUCCGGCAGUUCAUGCAGAAUUUCAGGGAGAUGUGCAUUCAACAGGAUGGACGAAUUCAUCUCACCGUUGUUUACUUUGGGAAAGAACAAAUGAAUGAAGUCAAAGGAAUUCUUGAAAAUACUUCCAAAGCUGCCAACUUCAAGAACUUUACCUUCAUCCAACUGAAUGGAGAGUUCUCUCGGGGAAAGGGGCUUGAUGUCGGUGCCCGCUUCUGGAAGGGAAGCAAUGUCCUCCUCUUCUUCUGUGACGUCGACAUCUACUUCACCACUGAAUUUCUCAAUACGUGUAGGCUGAAUACUCAGCCAGGAAAAAAGGUCUUUUAUCCAGUCCUUUUCAGUCAGUACAAUCCUGGCAUAAUCUAUGGCCAUCACGAUUCAGUCCCACCCUUGGAGCAACAACUGGUCAUAAAGAAGGAGACUGGAUUUUGGAGAGACUUUGGAUUUGGGAUGACCUGUCAGUAUCGGUCAGACUUCAUCAAUAUAGGUGGGUUUGAUUUGGAUAUCAAAGGCUGGGGAGGAGAAGAUGUGCACCUUUAUCGUAAGUACCUCCACAGCAACCUCAUUGUGGUGCGCACGCCCGUGCGGGGACUCUUCCACCUCUGGCACGAGAAGCGCUGUGUGGAUGAGCUGACCCCGGAGCAGUAUAAGAUGUGCAUGCAGUCCAAGGCCAUGAAUGAGGCCUCUCACGGGCAACUGGGAAUGCUGGUCUUCAGGCACGAGAUCGAGGCCCACCUUCGCAAGCAGAAGCAGAAGACAAGUAGCAAAAAGACAUGAACUCCCAGGGGAUGGGUUUUGGGAGAUUUUUUUUUUUUUCCUUUUGCAAUUACUGAAAGAUGGACUGCAACAAGGAAAAGACUUUACAUAAAGGGCAGCAGAAGAAUUGAACUGAUCAGUAAGAGA